Dunckerocampus dactyliophorus (ringed pipefish) is the source of this 4525-nucleotide messenger RNA. RefSeq names its product homeobox A3a (gene hoxa3a). Gene Ontology annotation, molecular function: DNA-binding transcription factor activity, RNA polymerase II-specific; RNA polymerase II cis-regulatory region sequence-specific DNA binding. Gene Ontology annotation, cellular component: nucleus. The transcript has 3 exons. Bases 1510 to 2709 code for a protein of 399 amino acids. The record is from RefSeq and is a predicted model, not a curated record. Gene Ontology annotation, biological process: regulation of transcription by RNA polymerase II. Lineage: Eukaryota; Metazoa; Chordata; Actinopteri; Syngnathiformes; Syngnathidae.
AUUCAUCUUUAUUGAUUUAUCUUCUGAUGGCUGCUUAUUCCACGUUUUGAAAAUAAUAAGUAGCACGCCCACCAAAGGCCUGACAGAAGCAGUGUGUGACUCUUCCUUGGAGCUGCAAUACUGGCAGGCCGGGAGCAAUAAUUCCUUCUCUUCCACUUGUCUGCGAGGUGUAAUUUGUCACUAUAAACGUGACGAGGAAGCCUCUUUGGAGCGCUGCCUCACUCCUUUCAAAAAGCCAUUUCUGCUUGAAGCCAUGUGCACAUGCGAUGCAUAUAUUUAUAUAUCUUAUAACACACUUACUCUCAUGGCGUUUUCCCUUCGGGUUGCUUCUCACUUCUCAGCACAAUCAGCGGUUUGAACACAAAGCGGUAAAUAAUUAUACAACCUAAAGAGCAGAGUUGGCUAAAAAAAAAAAAAAAAAAAAAAUCCACACGCGUUAAUUUUUGGGCCCACUCGCCCUCCCACGCGUGUUGUAUUUUCUACCUUUUUAAAGAAAGGGAGCAGUGUGAAUGCGUAAAGCUGAGAGGACAUUUUCCUUUCAUGAGAAGAAGAAAAAAAGAUGACCAGGCAGAGGGAUUCCCCCCCACGCGUCUCUUCUCUCCUCACUUGAUAAUGCAGCCACAAAAUAUCAUCUUCUCCAUCCAAGAGGCCAUCAAAUAUAGAAAGCUGCUGUGCAAAAGCGCUGCUUUAUUAAUGAUUCUUUCCUAUACAUCGUUCAUUGAAGCCUUCUGUCUAACCCAACAGAGCCAAUAAAUAAUAAUAAAAUAAAAGCAUAGACUUCCAUACUAUUUGUGAUUAUGUGCAAUUUCUCCCCCUUUCUUCCUCUCUCUCUCUCUCUCUCUCCCUCAUUUGCUUGGGGGAGGAGGAGGAGAGGCAGCCACUUGAUUUGAACUGCCUUUCCAGCAAGGCUCGACUUCAUUUGCAUAAUUUUUCUUGUCUAUGGUGUGACGCUGUGGUUCGGGCCAGUCCACUGGUGUCUGCACGAUCACACAAGAGGGGGUCCAGUCCAGCCUUGUAGCCCCAUAUAGGCUGCAUGCAUGGCUCUAUUAUUGCUAUAUGCUAUGGAGCAGUCCCUUGAAGCCAGAUAAGAGUUAUCUCGGUGACCUGACUGCUCACGCCUGCUUUCGCAAUCUACAUGUACACAUCCACGUCGAGUGGGGAAGACACCAGAAGGGGUGGAAAAAAAAAAAAGCAAAGGGGCUUCUCUCUCUCUCUCCCGCUCUCUCUCUCGACUCUUCUUGUUGUGGCUGCUGCUGCAUGCUGCAUGCUGCAUGGCGCUGCUGCAGCCCAGCCCUGCCUCUUCAACUUUCCUCUGGAUUACUACUUUGAUCGAUUUCGUCGCUGAAUGAGAAAAUAUUGCUCGGUGCUCUGCAUUGGUCGUCAGAGGUUAAGGUUCACCCGAGGAGGCCAUUGGCGGAGAGGCGUCACAUGACCACGGGGUGCCAAUGUUCUUCUACAAGGGUGUCAAGACCCUGUCACUUUCUGAAAUAAAUAUUGGGAAACGGCGAGAUGCAAAAGGCAACCUACUACGACAGCUCGGCAAUUUACAGUGGCUACCCGUAUCAAAGCGCAAAUGGCUUCAGUUAUGAUGCCAAUCAGGUCCAAUAUCCCCGCGCCUCUCAUGUGGAAAGUGACUACCAUCGACCCGCCUGCUCCCUGCAGUCUACUGACGGCUCCGUGCCUCUGCACAAGCCGGCGGAGAUGGCGGAGAGCUGCGACGCCACCGCGGGCAUCCAAGCGGCGCCGACCAAGGUGCAUCAUCCCGAAAGCGCUCAGGCGCCCCCUCCCUCACAGUCCCCCGCCGACACCGGCGAGAACGCGAACAACUGCACCGGGCAACCAAGCGCCAAGAGCGGCUCUCCCACCUCGGCCCCCCGCGGCAAGCAGAUUUUCCCCUGGAUGAAGGAGUCCCGCCAGAACACCAAACAGAAACCUGCAAAUAGCGCCAGUUCAGUGGAGAGUUGCCCUGGAGACAAGAGUCCUCCUGGGUCAGCCGCCUCCAAAAGGGCCCGGACAGCUUACACCAGCGCCCAGCUUGUGGAGCUGGAGAAGGAGUUUCACUUUAACCGGUACCUCUGCAGGCCACGGAGGGUGGAGAUGGCCAACCUGCUCAACCUUACAGAGAGACAGAUCAAAAUUUGGUUCCAGAACCGCAGGAUGAAAUACAAGAAGGAUCAGAAGGGAGUUGGAAUGAUGCCCUCCCCUGGGGGGCAGUCUCCUAGGAGUCCAGUGGGCCCAUCUUCUGGUGGAGGAGGUGGAGGAUACCUCAGCUCUAUGCAUUCUCUCGUAAACAGUGUUCCUUAUGAGUCCCAGUCGCCGACGUCCUACAACAAGAGUCAUCAAAAUGCAUACGGCAUGGCCACGUCAUACCCCCCUCCUUUAAACUCCCAGAAGAGGUAUCCCGACUCGGCCACGCCCGAGUAUGACGCGCAUGCCCUGCAGGGAAGCAACUACGGGUCUCACAUGCAGGGCAGCCCCGUCUAUGUUGGCGGAGGGUACAUAGAACCAAUGCCCAACUCUGGGGCUUCUGUUUUCGGCCUCACACACCUACCGCACCCGCCGUCCUCCAACAUGGACUACAAUGGAGCAAUCACGAUGGGCAGCAGUCAACAUCACGGAGUGUGUGAUCCCACACCGACGUACACAGACCUUACACCGCAAUACUCUCAGGGAAGAAUCCAGGAGGCGCCUAAACUGACGCAUCUGUAGCGGUGUGGCGCAGUUUGUAUCACUCCGCCCAUUGUCUUGUAGCCACCUCCGGACCGCAUCACCGCCUUUCUUUGUGUACCUCCACACAGCCUCCUUUUUUGCCUUUAGAUUGCCUUUAGUUUGACGAAUUGUGAAGUAGCGUAUAGGAUAAAUAAUCAUUUUUCUUCUAUUUUCUCAAAAAGACAUUCACGUGGGCUAGAAGAGGACGUCUAGCGAGCAUAGGCUUAUUUAAUCUAUUUUUUAAAUGUUUUAAAAAUUCAAACAGGGUAUUAUGAACAUAUGUUAUUCAUUUUUUUCAAUGUGAACUUAUUUAUCCGCAUUUGAAGAUCUUUUUUUCGUUUUGUUUUUGCAUUUUGUUGCACUUGUAAAAGGAUCCAGUUGGGAUUUAUGAGGGAAAUGCAUUUUCUUUCUAAUAGGUUGCCUUUGCUUGUGUUGUUCUCUUUGGACUUUCUGAUGUUAUUUAUUUUGUUUAGUGUUACAAAAUAGUCCUCUAGUAUUAUUUGACACCCUUACGAGAAGCUCAGUGGGUUCAAGCCGUUUCCCCCUCCCCCCCCCCCCCCAGCCCAAACAUGCAUCUUUUACCAUGCAAGCUCCAUUUUCACCCUUCUUCUUCUUCUUCGAGGAGCUAUUUUUGUUUUGUAUUGUCUCACAGAAUGUAAAAUCAAUCAAUCGACGCAAUAAGGGUGCAAAGAAGGACACAUUUGAGCUGUUUUUUUUAUUGAAGAGAAAAAACACGUUAAUCCCCCUUCAUAUACAUUCCAUGCUGCUCCAAUUCGAAGAAGUAAAUAAAACAAAUGAAAUACAAUCGAAGCAUAUUUGUUUUAAUUUGGGACAAAAUGUUGCAUUUUAUUUGAUUUCUAAAAAUGGAGAAAAAAUAGCACAAAAUGUUUCUAUGUAUAUUUUGCAAACGCUAAAAUACGUUCAAAAAAAUCAUUUAUCAUGAUAAAAUCCAAAUGGGCAUUAAAGUAGUUGUGUAUACACAAAUAAGCCACACUAAAAUGGCCGUAAGAGACACACUCGCGCAAGCAAACACUGCAUAAUUUAUUUCCUUCUCUUCCUGAUGAGACGUAAAGAAAACUCUCGGGUGGCCUCCUUCUCCUCUCCUCUCAUCUCAUCAGCGUGGGCACAUCCAUAAUAAUAAAAAUGUCAGGCGGCCGGAGCCUUCUGGAAGCUUCUGCAAGUAUAGACAACAAUCGAAAUGAGAAAUCGUUUGAAAACGAAUGUGCUUCAAGUGGGUCAAAUGUGGCCAGACAGGAUACGAGCUCCAGCUAUUGGCUUGUUCGUCCCAUUAAUGCUGCACUUUGCAAAUAAAAAUGUCUUCCAACGCAAAACAAAUUACUACAAAAAAGUCAAAUGGAUGGAAAUAAGUGCAGCACAAAUAAAACUUUCGAAUUUAACUAACAAAAAUAAUUCCAGCAUGCCUAAAAAUAUAAUUCGCUGUUAUUGUGCAUAUGCUGCACAGCUGCAGGAUUUUUUUUUCAUUCUUAAAAAAAAAAUUCAAUGUGAACAUGAUUGAUAUAGCAGGGCAUUAGUAGCCAUGACAUAUGGUUAGCAGGGAAACCUGGAACAAUUGAACCAUGGUGUGUCAGAGCUGCGCUUUUGCAUUCACGUGCAUUCACAGCAAUAUUCGACCCACACGUGUCUGCAUAGCAACAUUUUAACCGCAAAAGCAGGAUUUUUGCACUGGAUUUCGAUCCGUGGGAAAGUGGUGUUAAAUCACUGUAAUGUGUGUAGGUUGACUAAAAAGCCUCCACCCACUCCAUUCCCUGCACACAAAGAUUGGCCCCCCAAAAAAGAAAAGGCACCGUUUCCCCCA